Molecule: messenger RNA, 6332 nt
Organism: Coccinella septempunctata (seven-spotted ladybird)
Lineage: Eukaryota; Metazoa; Arthropoda; Insecta; Coleoptera; Coccinellidae
Gene: LanB1
Product: laminin subunit beta-1
Exons: 21
Coding region: 623-6097 (1824 amino acids)
Biological process (GO): cell migration; substrate adhesion-dependent cell spreading; basement membrane assembly
Cellular component (GO): laminin trimer
Source: RefSeq, a predicted model, not a curated record
AUUGAAUGAAGACUAGGAUACUCCGGAUGUGGAUGUUAUCAAAGCCUCCUACACUCUUGGGAAGUUCGUAGGAAAACGAGAUAAGAAGUUCAUUUACUGUGAUACAGUUGGCUGAAAAAUGAAACGAUAGAUAAUUCGAAAAUUCUUCUGAAGUAACGAAAGCCCAGAAUUUAUUAGUCAAUUACCAGUAGGCCAGAUAAAAGUGUCGAAGUUCAAAUUUUAAGUUCAGUGUACCCCUUAGUUUAGGCAACGUUUCUGAAGAGAUAAGUGAUUUUAUUUAGGCACAUUCAUAUUGAUGGAGGCGAAGGCACGGAUAUAGUUCGUCAUCGACUUCUAGUUUUAUAUAGUGUCCCAAGUGUGUGCCAUAUGUGGAUGGAUAAACAGGGUCGCUCAGCCAAGUUUUGGUGACUUAAGUAAUUUUGUGGUAUGUGCUAGUGAAUUUGCGUCGCUUGGCCCCGACUUGCCUUCCUAGAAGCGAAACAGGUACCCUGGUUGUGUCGUUCAAGUUCCUUUCAGACAAACGAACGAAGGAGAUCUGUUUCCCAUUACACCGGCGCUUUAGAACUUCAGUCUGUAUGCUUGAAAAGUCCCAGUAUAAAUAUUGCUGGUUAUAUCAGCAGCCAUGUGCGUAGAAAAUUCUUCAGUAGGACCGACUAUAUGGAGAUGUACGGCAUUCUUUUUCAUUGCGUCAAGUAUAUUUGGUAGCUUUGUUGAUGGUCGAGAAUCUACUAGAGCUCAUCCUCUCAGAGCCUCAAAUACAGAUAGAGGGGAUCAGCCCCCACCAUCCGACGAUGAUUACAGUGAAGGAGACAUACUUGAUGUUCACCCUUUAGCUGAGGUGUUCAAUGUACGACAAACCUUUGGUUACGGUAAUAACCAGGGUUAUUCACCAGCGAAGCUGCACCCCUGCGAGCAAAGUUCCUGUUAUCCAGCCACUGGAAAUUUACUGAUUGGAAGGGAAUCCCAACUGUAUGCGUCUUCCACCUGCGGUCUCCAUGGACAAGAAAGAUACUGCAUAGUGUCGCAUUUGCAAGACAGAAAGAAAUGUUUCUGGUGCGAUUCCAGACCCACCACCAAGCCUAAUCCGCAGCUCAACCACAACAUCAGCAAUAUAGUUUAUAGAUUGUACCCGGGCACGAGACAAAAGUCAUGGUGGCAGUCUGAGAAUGGAAAAGAAAAUGUCUACAUCCAACUCGAUCUGGAGGCUGAGUUUCACUUCACCCAUUUGAUUAUCACAUUCAAGACCUUCAGGCCUGCUGCGAUGCUCAUCGAAAGGUCUUAUGACUUCGGGAAGACUUGGCAGGUAUACAGAUACUUCGCACAGAACUGCCAGGAAAGUUUUGGAAUAGCUUCCAAAUAUCCAGUGAAUUUGACAGACGUUGUGUGCGAGUCAAGAUACUCAAAUGUUGCUCCAUCCACCGAUGGAGAAAUCAUAUACAGGGUAUUACCACCUACACUCCAUAUCGACAACCCUUAUUCCACAGAAGUUCAGAAUUUACUGAAAAUGACUAACCUACGUAUCAAUUUCACCAAACUCCACACAUUAGGAGACGAUUUGUUGGAUAAGAGGGGCGAUCUUCAGGAAAAAUAUUAUUACGCUAUAACAGAUAUGGUUGUGAGGGGUUCGUGCUCUUGCUAUGGACAUGCCAAUCGGUGUCUGCCACUUCCAGGCAUUGAUCCGAAACCAGAUAUGGUCCAUGGUAGAUGUGAAUGUACCCACAAUACCAAGGGAAGAAAUUGCGAAAAAUGUGAAGAUUUCUUCAACGACUUACCAUGGAGACCUGCCAUUGGAAAACAAACCAAUGCUUGCAAAAGGUGUAACUGCAACAACCAUGCAACGAGUUGUCACUUCGACCCUGCCUUGUAUGAAGCUACUGGAAGAGUCAGUGGUGGAGUUUGUGUAGGGUGUCAGCACAACACAAUUGGACCUAAUUGCGACCAAUGUUCAAAUUUCUACUAUAAGGACCCUGAAAGAGACAUUCAAGAUCCAGAAGUUUGUAGACCUUGUGAUUGUGACCCUGAUGGAUCCUUAGACGGAGGUAUUUGCGACUCAGUCACAGAUGAGGCUAAUAAUUUGGUAGCUGGUAGAUGUCACUGUAAGAAAAACGUCGAAGGAAGACGUUGCGACACUUGCAAAAACGGAUUUUGGAACUUCACGAACGCAAAUCCUGAUGGUUGUCAAUCUUGCACUUGCAACACUCUGGGUACGAUCGACAAUCAGGGUUGCAAUAUGCGCACCGGAGAGUGCUUCUGCAAGAGAUACGUCACUGGCAGGGAUUGCAAUCAGUGCCUUCCAGAGUUCUGGGGUCUUUCGGAGAAAAAAGACGGUUGCCAAUUUUGCGAUUGUGACCGUGGUGGAUCUGUCGACAAUAAUUGCGAUGUGAUAACUGGUCAGUGCCAGUGUAGGGAGCAUAUGACAGGAAGGAGGUGCGAUACACCGAAACAGCAGUAUUUCACAGCCAGUUUGGAUUUCCUGUUGUACGAAGCAGAGUUGGCCCGAGCUUCUCCAAACUGCCAAGUUGUCAUCCGGGAACCUUACCGAGAUGGCAGACCGAACACCUGGACCGGUACCGGCGUUCUGAAGACCUUCGAGAACGCGUAUUUCGAAUUCUCAACCAACAACAUCGAGAAGACUUCCAAGUACGAAAUCGAGAUACGCUACGAACCCACCCUACCCCAAACCUGGGAAGACGCCCAGAUCACAGUCUCACGACCUGGACCGGCCGAUCCUAACGGCCCUUGCGCCAACUCGCCAGAAGUUGAGACCAGAAAAGUCGUUCUGGAACCGAACAGCAGAAGAUUCUUGGCCAGUCCCCCGGUUUGCUUCGAAGCCGGCGUAACUUACAAGAUCAACAUGGACUUCAGAAGGUUCGACAGCAGGAAAGAAUCCCCGACCGCUUCUGUUCUCAUCGAUUCGGUGGUGCUUCUACCUUCGAUCGAUUACAUUCCCUGGUUUGCGACGAACACAACGGAAGGCCUUAAGAACUAUCAGGAGUACGAGAGGAACAACUGCAACGAGCCGCAAUAUCAAAGAAACCCAGAAGAGGCUCCAGAAAUUUGCCAAAAUAUGUACAACAGCAUCGCCGCUUACAUUUUCAACGGAGCCUUCAACUGCCAAUGCGACCCCGAGGGGUCGGAAAGUAAAUUCUGCAAAAAAUCCGGUGGGUACUGCACGUGCAAACCGAACGUUGUUGGAAGAAGAUGCGACAGAUGUGCUCCGGGAACUUAUGGCUUCGGCCCGGAUGGCUGUAAAGCCUGCGACUGUAACAGUAUCGGCGCUUUGGAUAACUUCUGUAACACCACCACCGGGCAGUGUAAGUGCCGAGCGAACACCUACGGAAGGGAGUGCAACAGGUGCAGGAACGGCUUCUGGAACUUCCCCAAUUGUGUCAGGUGCGAUUGCAACGGACACUCUGACACUUGCGAUCCGUUGACAGGAGCUUGCGAGGAAUGUAAAGAUAAUACGGAAGGUCAUACUUGCGACCGCUGUAAGAUCGGAUUUUAUGGGGAUCCACGGUUGAACGUGGACAUUCCUUGUAGACCUUGUCCGUGUCCAGGCUUGGGAAAUCAUUCGUUCGCCAGCAGCUGCUCCUUGGACCCUUACACCAAGGAUGUCAUUUGUGACUGUCAGAAAGAAUAUUCAGGUUCAAGGUGUGAUAUUUGCGCGGACAACUACUACGGAAAUCCUGAGGUACCCGGAGGAAAAUGCCAAAAGUGCGAUUGCAGCGAUAAAAUAGACGAACUGAAGCAGGGAAAUUGUGACCCACACACCGGCAAAUGUUUGCAGUGUCUCUAUGACACCACAGGGGACCAUUGUGAGGUUUGCAGGCCGGGUUACUUCAGAUAUUCAGAGGAUGAAAUGUGUGAAGAAUGUGUUUGCCACGCUCUGGGAACGAACAGGACAGCAGGUCCAUGCGAUCCCAACACUGGCCAGUGUCCAUGCCUUCCACAUGUGACUGGAUUACAUUGUAAUGAAUGUAUAGAAAACUAUUGGAGGAUAGCCAGUGGCGAAGGUUGCUCAUCUUGCGACUGUGAUCCAUCGGGGUCAGUUCAAGCACAGUGUAACGAGUAUGACGGUCAGUGUGAAUGCAAACCAGGAUUUGGAGGCCGGCAGUGUAACGAAUGUAUGGCUCAAUUCUGGGGAGAUCCUAAAGUCGAAUGCAAAGAGUGUCAUUGCAACAACCAGGGUUCCAAAACGUUGCAGUGUGACAUGAGAACAGGAGAUUGCAAAUGUUUACCAGGUAUUGGAGGCACAAAAUGUGAUACCUGCGCUAGAGGUUACCUGGGAAAUUCACCAAAAUGUUAUCCAUGCGGAGAAUGCUUUGAUAAUUGGGAUAGAAUCCUGGACGAUAUGAAAAACAAUACAAUCGACUUGAUCAAGAAAGCCGGACUCAUCAAGAAAGUAGGUGCGAGAGGUGCAUAUACCAAAGAAUUCGACGAUAUGCAGAACCAGUUAGACGACAUAGAAGAUCUGUUGAACAAUUCAGACGACGUCGAUGUUGAAGCCAUCAACGAAGAGCUCAGCAGCUUAAGGAAGAAGCUGAAUAUAACCGAACAAGAAAAAUUGAAAGAUCUGGACGAAACCCUUGCCAACACAAAGGAGAACGUGCUACUCACCGAAAUCAAAAUAAAUAAUUUGAAAGACCGCAUCGACCAGCUGAACAACAAGAUAAAGGAGUUGCAGAACAACGGAACUCAAUUGCAAGAGCACAAUGUACAGGGUGCGCUAUCGCUGAUUCAAGCUGCUAAAGCGAAAGCUGACGAAGCGGUGCAAAACGCUGAAAACACCCAAAAAACCAUCAGUGAAAGCGAGAGGCAGUGUAAAUCGGCUGAAAACUUCUUGAAUACAACUAAGGAUACGUACAAAACGCUCCUGGAUGAGAACUCUCUUAAAAUCGAAACUAUAGCGAACAAUUCUCGAGAGUUGAGUCGCGUUUUGCCAGAUCUCAACGAGUUGGUUUGCGACGGACGCGGUGAUCCUUGUGACUCAAUUUGUGGCGGUGCAGGAUGCUCCAGCUGCGGAAAUUCCAUAUCAUGUGAAGAUGGUGCCAAGCAACAAGCCGAGACAGCUCUCAGCUUGGCCAAUAGUAGCGAGAUAGCCUUGAGAACUAAAGAAGGAAUAAUAAAUAAUUUCAUCAGAAAUGUUUCCCAGAUUAACACCAACGAGGGUAAAAAGCUUGCCGAAGACGCAUACCAAGAAGCGGAGAAACUCUUCAAAAAAUAUAACUCGACCGGCGUGAAUGCCAACGAUUUGAAGAACAAAAUUGAUACAUUCUUGAAGAAGAAUAUAACAGACCCGGAGGUGGUGAAGGAACACGCUAAAAAGGUUCUAGAGAAAAAAAUUGACGUUUCUACACCAGAAACUAUCAAGAAACUGGCGAAUGAUAUCAAGAAAAAGGUUGAUUCGUUGACUAACACCGAGGCUAUAAUCCAGGCUACAAGAGAAGAUCUGAUUAUAGUGAAUAAACUCAAAGAUGCAGCUGCUGAUGCUAGGAUGAAAGCUGGAAAUUUAUCGUCUGACGCGAAUACAGUCAAGAAGGCCUUAGAAAACUCGACUCUUGCCCAAGAAAAUGCCGGAAAAGCUAUCGAUAAAGCAUUGAAUAACACAGCAGAGGUCAACAAGCUUCUCACGCAGAUUAAGGAGAAAACUAUGUCUGCUGAGGGUACAACGAAUUCAACGGCCGAAACUAUAAAGAAACUGGGUGAAAAACUGAACGAUUUGCAGCAGAACAUAACUAACAAUGGCAUAUACGCAAAUCGGGUUAAAAAUGAAACGGCAACUAUCCUGAGUAAGGCAGAAAAAGCGUACGAAGAUUUCAAUUCUCUGCACUCAAAAUACGAAACUGCUAGGCACAAGUUGAGCACAAAUAUAAAUAAUGUUAACUCUCUAAAGGAAAAGGCUGACUUGUUGUUCCAGAAGGUGGUUUCUUUGCUUGCACAUAUAACCAAAACAGAAGAAGCAAUAACCAAGUUGGAAGCUUCGUCCCAACAAGACCCUUCAAGUAUGGAGAAUCAACUCGCCAUGCUGAUAAAGAAGGCAAAUAAUUCCACUGCUGAAAUAGAGAAGAGGAUCAAAUACUAUAAGAAUUGUAAUUAGUUUGUUCGAUAUAUGUGUACAUAAGUAGCUAGUUUUAAUAAUGAAUUGAUAAGAUUAGAGCAGAAUAAUGCGAAGGAGCUAAAAUGUUGUCAUAUCAAAGUCAAGUUCAAUGAAAAGAAAAAUUGUAUUGAUUUUGAACAGUUUAAGAUAAUUUUAUAAAGCUUCAGUGUUCAUUUAGGAGUUUAAACAAUUUGUACCAAACUACUUUAUUUAUAUUAAACGAUUAUAAAAUUCA